Messenger RNA from Drosophila willistoni, 2673 nucleotides. It is a transcript of the gene FIG4, whose product is annotated as polyphosphoinositide phosphatase. Gene Ontology annotation, biological process: phosphatidylinositol dephosphorylation. Gene Ontology annotation, molecular function: phosphatidylinositol-3,5-bisphosphate 5-phosphatase activity. The coding region runs from base 39 to 2615 and encodes 858 amino acids. NCBI's taxonomy places the organism in Eukaryota, Metazoa, Arthropoda, Insecta, Diptera, Drosophilidae. Gene Ontology annotation, cellular component: intracellular membrane-bounded organelle. The transcript has 3 exons. The record is from RefSeq and is a predicted model, not a curated record.
UACUGCAUCGCAUUGUUUGUUUUUAAGUGGGCGAAAGGAUGAAUAAUAGAAAUCCAAAUAUAAUAUUUAGUCCACUAAUUAGUUCUAUACAGAAAGUAGUACUCUAUGAAACCAGAACGCGUUUGUAUUUGGUGGGCAGCAACAACCGAGAGACAAGGUUCCGACUCCUGAUCAUCGACCGACUGGCCCUAAAUCGGCUUAGUAUUGAGGAGAAUGCCAAUGAGUUCAACAGCUUGGAAAUUCGGCGUUUCGUGGCCAAUCUACAGGGUUCGCCACGAGUGACAUCAGCGUAUGGAGUCUUGGGCUUUGUCCGUUUUCUCGAGAGCUACUACUUAAUAUUGGUGACUAAACGGAAAUGUUGUGCCCACAUUGGCAUGCAUUUGGUAUACACCAUCAAGGAUACGGUUAUGGUGCGCGUAAAUGAGGUCACAUCUCAGCGUCCACUGCAUCCGCAGGAGGAUCGUUAUAAGCGAAUGUUUCAGAAUAUUGAUUUGCGCAGCAAUUUUUAUUUCUCAUAUUCAUACGAUUUGACCCGGACUUUGCAGUAUAAUGAAUCAGCGCCACGUUAUGUGGGAGCCAAAGUGGAUUUGGAACGAGAUGAACCAUUGCCCGACUGGGAUACAUUAACGAAUAAUGUGGCCCAGGCUCAUGAGCGGGUAGAUUAUGCCUUCCGUUCAGAUUCUAGAAAACGCUUCGUUUGGAAUGCUUACCUCUUGCAGCCCAUGGAAGGCAUAAUGCUAAAGGAUUGGCUUCUAGAAAUUACCCAUGGCUAUGUCAGCCAGUCGUGCAUCAGUGUCUUUGGUAGACAUGUGAAUGUCUGCCUAAUAGCCAGACGUAGUACUCGCUUUGCAGGCACACGUUUCCUUAAGCGAGGUGCCAAUUUCCAAGGUGAUGUGGCCAAUGAAGUGGAAACUGAGCAAAUUGUCAGUGAUGGUCAGAGGUUGUGCUCGUUUACCCAAAUGCGUGGAUCGAUACCGUCGCAUUGGUCGCAGGAUGUGAGUAAAAUGGUUCCCAAGCCCCAGAUUCAGUUAGAUAUCUGUGAUCCUUAUGCCCAGACCCCAUCGAGACAUUUUGAGCGUUUGCUUUUCCAUUAUGGGGCACCGCUGAUUAUGCUUAAUCUGGUCAAGAAACGUGAGCGGCGCAAGCACGAGUCGAUUAUCUCAAAGGAACUCGAGUGUAGCAUAAAAUAUUUGAAUCAAUUUCUGCCUCCGCCUCACCGCAUGAAGCACAUCCAUUUCGAUAUGGCCCGCCGAAGUCGUUUAAGCGGAGGCAAUGUCAUGGAUCAGUUGGCGGUUCAUGCCGAGAGCAUAAUCCAACUCACGGGCAUGUUCUUCAAGGCUCGAGGCAGUGAUCUUAGCUUCCAGACGGGAAUUGUACGUACAAAUUGUGUGGAUUGCUUGGAUCGCACCAAUUCUGCUCAGUUUGCCAUUGGCAAAUGUGCCCUCGGUCAUCAAUUGGAGCGUUUGGGUUUUCUAAAGACAGCUAAGUUGGAAUUCGAUUCGGAUUGUGUUACUAUGCUGGAGCAUCUAUAUGAGGAGCAUGGUGACACUUUGGCUUUGCAAUAUGGUGGCUCGCAGUUAGUUCAUCGCAUCAAAACCUAUCGCAAAACAGCGCCCUGGGGCUCCCAGGGAAAUGAUGUAAUGCAAACCAUUAGUCGCUACUACAGCAAUACAUUCAGCGAUACGGAAAAGCAGCAUAGCAUUAAUCUUUUCCUAGGUCUAUAUAAGCCAAGUUUUACAAAAUUGAAUCAACCCAUAUGGGAGAUGCUGACGGACUAUGAUAUGCAUAAUGCCUUUGUACCCAGCACAGAUAGUCGACCCAUUACGGAUUGGGUGCGUCAUAAGGUGCGUGAGUGUCUACCCUAUGCCUGUGCCGAUUCGCAUAAGCUGGUCAAAGAGCUAUUUCGUGUGCAUACCCACGGUCUGGAAAUGAUUGAUGCUUAUUCCAAUUAUCAUCAGUCGUUCAAAUGGACAGAUCUCAGUGAACAUAUAGCCUUUGAGAUUAGUCAAUUGGCCAUGCGCUAUAUGCCCACUUUUCGCACCAAUUAUAGUCCAUUCCAGAGGCAAAUACAGGCCUCGCGAAAAGCUAGACAGAAUCCAUCGAUGACUGGUCAGAGUUCGACAGGAUCGAUGAAUAGUAAUUCAUCGAGCUCCAGCGAAGGUGAUGACACGUCCAGUGACGAGGACUUGAGCGGUAGUUUUGCCGAGAAAGAGUCAAAACAAACCGAAACCACAGAACCAUCAGUAUUUACAUUGGCCUCAGUGCUGCCGUCAAUGGAGGAGAUAUAUGGCUGUAGCAUCAAUCCUCCCUCAAAGCAGAGCAUGGCCAUCUAUAAGAAAUAUGUGCAAAUAGGCAAAUUGUCAAGUGGCGGAGCACAUUCGACUCAAACAUCUGUUGCUCAGCGGGAUCAGGAAAUGGCUAAAAUGAUGCGUGGCAUUACAUUACGUCCGCUAAGUGAUUAUGGCACCGAUUCCUAUCUCAGCGUGAAGCCGCCAACUGUGCCUGCGAAGAGUAUGGAGAUAUACAAGGAAUACUGUAAGACUCCUCGCAAUUUUAAUGCUGUGCCCGAGAUUGGCGAGUUUAAUGUGCUUUAUAACUAUGUGCAGAGGCUCUAGAAGAUCUUUUGUUAAUGUUUUUUAUAAUUUAUUUAAAUAUAAUAAUUAUUAAUUAUUA